This is a messenger RNA of Saccharomyces kudriavzevii IFO 1802, 1725 nucleotides long. RefSeq names its product She10p (gene SHE10). The record is from RefSeq and is a predicted model, not a curated record. The coding region runs from base 1 to 1725 and encodes 574 amino acids. NCBI's taxonomy places the organism in Eukaryota, Fungi, Ascomycota, Saccharomycetes, Saccharomycetales, Saccharomycetaceae. The transcript has a single exon.
AUGGCGAAAUUAAUUAAGUUAAUCACAAUACUAAUCGUGUUAGUGUCAUCACUGCAGUACUACUGUCAAUCCAAUAGCGGAAACAUAUCAUGCGAACGCACUCAAGCGGUUUGUCACUACACGAACCCCAGAGCCUGGAACGCGUAUUUGUCAGGAGCAUCUGAAUUUUAUAAUGAUAUGAUUAGUCCUAGAUUCGGUGUGGUGGCACAUAAGUAUGACACGGCUGUCAAGCCUAUCAUCGAUGCCGUGGUGAUAAAAGUCAACAAAGUGGCCAUACAGCCUGCCUUCAAGGUCAUCCAUUCGCAGUGCAAGAGAUGGCAUUGUGGCAAGUAUUAUCAACUGGCUCGCUCCCAAGCAGUCAGAGCCAGGCGGUUCUGUUUGAUCAAGUAUAACGCAUUUGUGAAACCUAGCGUUGACAAAUACUUCGAUGCGAAAUUUCGUUCUCAAUUGAGAGCAACGGCUCUAAAAUAUAAGAACAUAGCCCACUACUACUGUACUGUCAUUUCGAGAUGUAUCAAAUCUAGAUACGACUCUAUUGUCGGUAACACAGAGGAAAAACUAAUGGGUGCGUUCAAGAGCAAAGAUACGCAUGGCAUCCAUGGUUCCACUACCCAAGAGCCUUCCACUGAAGAUAGCAUUUUAACUAUGGAAACUAAGGGAUUCGAAGAAGAACAAAUAACUACAACAAGCACUCAAACGGUGGUGGAAACUAUAACUUUGGACCAAGAACAAGACAGUGAAAUAGCUAGCCUUACACACGAAGAUGAGGCUUCUACAGAGAUCGAGGGCUCCACAGAUGUUAAUGUCAAUGAACAGGCUCUUUUGCAGGAGGAUUUCGACGUGUGGGGUGAAACCAUAUCGCAAAAGACACAAGACGUGAUCCGGCUGUUCGAAAAGGAUGUUUCUAAGUACAUCAGUGGUAAAUUAGGCGAAGAGACCAAGCAGUUCAAGCUCAAGUUCCAAUCUUUGGAUGAAGAAUCCAGGGAAUUUUUUUCCAAGAUUUCACUGGCCAUCGACGAUAUCGAUUGUAUGGAAGGCAUAGAUAGCGAAACUGGCAAGAAAAUUUUCUUUGAUAAGUCCGGUUCUACCCAGAUCUCUCAAUACAUCAGUAGAAAGUUGGUUCGUGAGUAUUUCAAUGAAACGCGAACCACAUUGGAUAGACUGACACAUGCCAUAGAAGAGGAUUUGAGCCAAAUCACCAAAGAAAUCGAGAAGAAAGUCAAUGCGAUUAGGGAAGAAAACGUCGAGGUCUUUGAAGAAUGGGGGGAUAUUAUUGUGAAUGAGUGGUCCAAAAGAAUGGCUUAUGUGGAUGUUAUAAACGCUCACAUGGGUGCGGGAGAUGAUACCACUCUUGAAGAAGAAGAAGCCAAGUCUUCUGUAAAUUGGAAGAAGUUUUUAAAGGGCAAGAAACAGAUCAUUGAGUCCAGAGACAAAUUGGCCCACCACGCUGCCGACUUAUCCCGUGUUAAUGAAUUCAGGCAAAAAGUACAAAAGAAGAUUCUAUCGUUCACCCAAGAAAGUGGCGAGUUUCUAUAUAUUUUGAGAUCAAAGGCCAAUUUGCAGUUUCAAGAACGUGAAAGAAAGGAACGUGAAAAGAUUGCUGCAGAACAGUUUCAAAGGGAACAAGAAUUAUUGCAACAGCAAGAGAAAGAAGGGGGAGAAGUUGACGAUAUAUCCUACACAUCUACUUCAACCAUCACCACCACCACUACCAUGACAUUGUGA